This is a messenger RNA of Spirometra erinaceieuropaei, 7527 nucleotides long. The record is from the annotation of a GenBank genome assembly. NCBI's taxonomy places the organism in Eukaryota, Metazoa, Platyhelminthes, Cestoda, Diphyllobothriidea, Diphyllobothriidae.
AUGGACGUUGCUAUUUUGCUGGAUAAUGCCCCUGCUCAGCGCUCAAAAGAGGUAUGACUCGCAUUGAGUUUAUGACAAUAAUCUGAAUUUCUAGACCACAGGUACCCCUUCAGCUUGCGGUUUGCGAAGCAAGUUUAUCCUACUCAGAAGCCCUGACCUCAGUCCCAUCGAAAUGUUUGGAAAUACCUUUGCAACCUAUUCUUAUUUUGAUGAGACUAAAUUGCCGAGGGUAGUAGGUUGCGAAAUGCUUCCGAAGUCGGAUCAACCGGCACCGUUCCAUUCCCUAUUACCAGCAAUUGGUGCGAGGUUAUCUCAGGUGAUCAGUCGUUUUACAACUGAAACACGCAUAUGUGCAGUUAAUUUUAACGUCUGAACGUGACGCCCCAAAGUAGAGGUUUUCAGGCAGGCAUUUACUUCGUCCGAUGGUGUGCAUCGAGGAUUCACCGGCAGUAUUUGCCUGAAGUCUCCUGCAAGCAGUAGCAAUGCGUUUCCAAAUGGUCUACUGUUUCCGCGCAAAUCUUGUAAUGAUCGGUCAAGGGCCUCGACCGUUUUUUGUGUACCAUUAUAUAUUAAUACCAAACACUAAAUUUGCAUUUCUGCAGUAGUUUUUCCAUGCCGGAUGCCUUGGAAAUGUUACACGUAUGAGUUUCAAUGAAUUGCAUGUUCAACGGCAAUUACAAAGUUGAAUGAGCAGUUCUUCCGCCGGGUGCGAUCCACUGACCGAGGUUGUGAGGAGGGGGUGGUGUUAACUGCAUCCAGUCGUCACGCCGGAGAAUCCCAGCGGAAGCGGUGACAGCCGGUUGUGUGCCAAGACUUGCAUGUCUUUUUCCUUAUGUGUGGUUAGCCCUAUCGGCCCAUAUUGCAUCAGCCCAGAGGGGGUGGGGCAUGUUCAAGUAUAUGCGGGGGGGUGGGGUGAGCGUGGCCAUGGGAGUGGAACACGUGUGCUUGAGCGGAUAUCGGUCGAAGUGGUUCGACGGACGCACGUGUGUCCGAGUGGCUGCCGGUCAAGUGGCCGCAGACCAGCGCGUCAGCAGGUGGCGUUGUUAUGCCAGAAGAAAAAAUUCGAUUUUUUACCCAUCUGCAUGACUAUGAAGGUAAACAUAAAAAAACCCGGCUCUAUGCGCAGGCAAGGUUGUGUCAAAAUUUCAGCGUAAUCGGUGCAGUACUUUCCGAGAUUACCGGCAACACACAAAAACACUUCCAGUUUCCUAUAUAAAAAGAAAGAUAAGAUAUAAGGAGAAGAUAUAUGAUACUUCACGAACCAAGCUAUGCCUUUUUGAAAAUAGGUUGUUCAUUUAAUGCUGGAUAACUCUCGGGAUAUGGGGUGGGAAGUUCAUGAGCCACUAGGCUUUUUUGUGAAAAUUCGAGACCUUCCUUUUGAUAGGUUUCGCACCUCAUAUAUUUAUGAAGCGACUAAAUCCUUUGGGAAAAACAGAGCAUUAUUGAGUACCUUUUCGAGGCUGGCCCCAAACUCCUCGGCAGCCUAUCGGUUGUGGGCAAAAGCAAUUAACUGAUUAGACGUGUCUAACAAAGGGUCCUACUGUUGGCCGACGUCCGCACCAAAACGCGUUAAUUGCAUCUCGUCACGUCUCCGGGGUAGUCUGUGCUCGUUUGCAAUUCUCCUGGAGAAUUUUGUAUGUGGCAUCUAAAUCGUUAUGUAGAUUGGUAAUGUGUCAUCUGGGCGCAUUAAGAGCAAUAAAGCUGUAUUUUUCCCAAAGAAUUGAAUUACUUCCUAAUUAAAUUUUCCAGGAUGCCCGUUUUUAAACAUAUACAAAUGAACAGUGUGUUACCUACUUCAUGAAAAAUGUCGACAUUUUCGGAUGAUUGUUAAUCACUCUCAAACCGACAGAAAUGCGAGGACCCCAAUACUUAUGUUAGUAAAUAACAGCAUUAGGCGAGUUAAAAACAUAAAAGAACUAUUGAAGGUAACGUUGCUUUGUUUAGAAAUAUCAUGUUUCUUUUAGAAAAUCGGAAAAUUCCGAAAACUUAAAAAAUGGUUGCAAUUGUGUAAGCUUCAGUUCACAGAUUAGGUUACGAGAUAGUCUCGUCCUGUUGCGCCUUUGGACCCCGUCUACGGCCCUCGUGGGGAGAGGAAUAACAACCAGUAUUCGUGCAGGAAGGCGUCCUGACAAUGGCAAGGGAGGUUAAGUUAGACCGAUCUAUAUCUGUACGGAUGUUUUCGGAAUCUUCCUCGUUUCCCUCAUCAGCGUGGCACGGUGGUUAUUCCUGCCGACCUCAAUGACUGGCGCCUACUAUAACAGUACACGCCUCAUGAACUUUGAAUUGCACGUUUCCUGAACUCUUGGCUGACCGACCGCUGGCGGACUCACAUGAACCUUCUCCCCUUUUCGGCCUUUGUAGUUGUUGCGAAGUUAGUAUGCUUCUCGACGUCUCUUUCGUCAUCCUCGAGCUGAUUAGUUGUUGCCUCUUGUAUGAAUUGCCGUCGGCAUAAUGAGCACGUCAGUGAGGCGGUUCUAUGGUGGUCACGUGAUCUCUUGCUGGCGCCUUCCCUAUUUUCCGCGUGCAUCAGCUGUUGGUCCCGCGUGACUUUUCCUGCCUGUAGGAACUGAUUCGUGCCGUGGGGGUGACGACUAAUAGGCGGGAUGCAGGUCCAUGGCUCGACCAACUGUCAUUCGAGGGUUAUCUUUCGCGAACCAGUCAGGUCCGGCCGAUGAUUCUGGCCUUCUCGUUCUGCGUAUCCUCGCUCUUCGACUCUAUUCUGUUGGAUUUAGCGAAAAGCUGCAGUGAUAAACUUCUUCGGGCUUGCAUCACAGAUGCACUUGCGAACAGUUUGCCUCAACUGCUAAAUCCUCGUCCAGAAACUAACCUUUCCUUCGUCAAGCCAUACCAUCGACAAAUAAAAUGCACACCUACAGGUUCGCUUCCAUGCUCCUUCUUGGUGAAAGCAAUAAUGCAGACAUUAGAAGCUAUAGGUCUUCCCAUAAUUAACCCACCAUAAUGGGUGUGUUACGUAAAUAAUACAGUCAGCGACCAAUCUCAUGAAAUGUUAACCGAAAUUUAAAAAUGCAUUUUCGAUCACGAAAGAUAACAUGAUUAAGGAUGUAAUAUUUUCUAUCAUGCGACGUAAUCCCGUAAUAUUUCAGACACGCCAGGGUGUUGAAUUUUGAGUACACUUCUUUUCGGCCGCCUGCAAUCACUGCACUCGGUAAAAAGCAACAACUUUUGUAGUGUGCACUUUCUCCAUCGAUUUUCGAUGCGCUUGUGGAUUCGAGUAUUUUGUUAAUGGAAAACCUCAAUUUACAUAUUACUUCUUUCACUCAUUUGGCAGCAAAUCACGUCCUCUUCAAACUCCAUGCUCGAAGAACGGGUAUCUCUCGGUUUUAAAAAAGUUUUUCGGUAGGGGUCGGCUGCUCUGUCCUGGUCGCAAAUGUAAGUGCAGUGUGGGCAUUGCAAGUAGAUUAAGCCGGAAGAGGGUGCUGAAAUCGUUUGUGGGAAAGAAGCCAAAGCUAUAAAAGGAAAAGGACAACCUGGUAUUUCGGUUUAGAGUUAGGGUUAUUCUUAGGGUUUGGGUUGGUGUCAGGCUGAGAAUUGAGUUUAGAGUUAGGGUUUGUGGUAAGCUUAAGGGCCCCGGUCUAAGUUAGGGUUUGGAUUGCGGAUAAAGUUUGCAUUUAGUGUCGAGGUCGGGGUUAGGGUUAGUGCUAGGGUAGAGUUACGGUUAAGGUUAUGGUUAAGGCUACGGUUAGGGUUAGGAUUUGGGCCAGAGUUAAUGGAAGGCUCAAGGUUAGAGCCAGGGUUUGCGGUAGGUUUAGGGUUAGGUUUAGUGUGAAGUUUAGGGUUGGCUUUAGGUUUAUGAUUACAUUAAGUAUUAGGCCUACUUUUGAGGUUACGGUUAGGUUUACCGCCAGGUUUGGGAGUAUUGAUGCCCUUCGUGUCCUGUCAGCCAGGUCUCUUGCGGGAAAUAUAGGCACCGGGUCGCCUUUUCGUUUCAGCCUCGGCUACUUUGCCUCCUAACGAUUUCAGCAUCUCUCUUCGGCUUACCUUCCUUUCAAUGUUCACAUUGCGCUUACACUUGGGACCAGGACAGUGUAGUCGCCCCUUGCCGGUUUUGCUACCCCCGAAUAAUUUUGUGCUCGAUCUCCUGCUGUAUUUUUGUUUAGGGUUUUCAAUGAAAAGAAGAACAUAACUAACUGCACGUCAUUAAGAAAAUACUAUAUGGGGUUCAAUUAUGCUUCAACGGACGUGAAUUACGUUGCAUUAUGUGACGGACGGAUACGAUACUGCUCAAAAGAACAUUACGUGGCCUUAAAAAUCUCAUAAUCAGAAACUUUUUAGAAGCCGAAAGAUACACUUUAUUCCAGCAUUAAGUCUAAAGAAGACGUGAUUUGCUACCACUUAAGUGAAAGAAAUAAAUCUGACUUCCGUUUAAUCAAUUUUUAUGAAAUGCCUACCCACCGGACACAUCUUUGCUUGGGACAGAACUCGCAUUAUCGGUGUCUGUCCUUUCGAGAUGGGCUGAGAUUUUCUCGAGGUCAUGCAUUCAGAUGAAAUAUUCAUCAACCGGCAUAUUGAGUUGGAUGUCGCGUACAAAAAUCUCAAGGAGAAAUGGGAGAGACGAAAGGCAGUCAGGAUAUAUUGACACACACAGCAGCCGUUCACUGGCGCGAUCACCGAACAAGUACCAAGUUUCUAAGCAGGUCAAAAAUUUUAAGUGGUGUUAGAGAAUUUACUGACCGUCUGAGGACGAUCUGGAUAAUUAGCUUCUAAAACGUGCCCAAUAAAGCUGCCCGCUUUUCCCAAAGAACGCAUUUGACUAAAUAUAUAUAUAUAUAUAGUGAGUGAGUGAGAGAGAGAGAGAGAGAGAGAAAGGUGAUGGUUUCGACACACUCCAGGCAUAGGUACUGGUUAAGAGUUCAGGCGCUUGUUCCGCUGAGGAUUCUACUCUUGCAUGGCACAAAUGUGAGAGAUUCGGCUCUUCGGCAGUUCCUCCAGCCUUCUCCAUAGUGGUUCAAGGCAUAGGUGGAGGCCUAAGUGGGUAAGAAAAACUUCCGCCAUGCAUUUUGUAACGAUUAGCAGAAACAUUAAAUCAUGUUUGUUUCUGAGGUAAAUUAUUUACCAGAACAUGUAGAACAGGCUCGUUUGAGACAAAUCACACUCCCUGUGUCACCGGAAUAAAACUAUACAUGAGCAUUUUUGCGGUGAGCAAAGGGCAGAGCGAAAAAGCACAGGUGAGUGGUUGUGAAUGCGUAGGCGGUGGAAAGAAAGGAGGCAAAGAGGGAGUCUUACUAAUUCGCUUACUCACUCGACGCCGGAGAGUAUUGCACACAGCGUCGUUUUUGGCACAGGGGAGGGGCGGUGACAGAAAUAGGGUGUGUUUGUGUGAGUGUGUAUGCGUGAGAGAGAGAGGGACGGAAGAAGAACUGCUAAUACGGUCGACGGAAGUGGGGGAGUGGUUGGUGAAAGGGUAGCUGAAGAAAAAGAGCGUAAUUAGGCAACGGCGAAGAAAUACCGAGAAGCAACGUGAGAGGAGAGGCUAGUGGUGGUGGGACAAAAGACGGCGGAGAAAAAGGAGAAGUAGAAGAGGGUAAGGAAGAACCUGCAAGAAGUAAUACUGAGAGACCAACGUCAAGGAAAGCAAUGAAAAGAGGACUAGACCGACACCUCAAACGAUCCGUCUACAUCUCAAACGAAGGCUUUUUAGGUAGCAUCGGCCGCAGCGCUGCGGUGACCGGAAAUGCAGACCGAAUGCUAACGUCACACGACCACUACCGGUCCAAUUUGCAUACUGAAGCACGUGUUUUAUGCCUGAUUUUGGAGGGCGCUGAAUCGCAAACAUGUCUAGACUUCGUAUAGGUUAUCCAGCCGACAUCUAAGUCAGUCGGAAGCGAAGUUUUCCGCGCUAAAACAAAGGCGCCACAAAAUCGCUUUACUUACCUUUUUUGCCGACAAGCGGAUGACGUAGUCAGAGAAAUAAGCUAGAGUUACAGGCCAGGAGUUUUGUGCGGUCCGUAAGUCGGAGAUCAAAGGUGGCUUUGUUCUGCACUGUGGAUAAGAAAACGAUUGGUGUCGCAGGAUUUUGCUGCUGAUUUUGCACGUAUAACAGGAGACAUGGUUUUACGAAAUUGUUGCCAUCGAGCAGUUCUUUCGCUGUUGUUUGACUGUUCUUAGGACGUAAACUCUGCGAUUAGGAGACAAUGGGCUACUCUGAGCGUCUCUACCUUUAAGACGUUUUCGAUACGGAAGACAAAAGAGCAGCCGUUAUAAAGGAGCAGGCCGCGCCGGCCAAUAGUCCGUUAUAAACGACAACAUUUUGACGCAUGCAUGCGGUAACCCUUCCUACAGCAAGGCCCUGCAGGCCUAAAAUUGUUGGCGCGAGGACGGGAUUGCAAGCAAGAGCAGCUUGGGGGGCCGCUUGCGGCUAUGCAAACUACUAAAGUAGUAUACCCAGUACCAAAUCACAAAUGCUGGAAUACCUACACAUGACCCUAACUCAGCUGGCUGCGGAAGAUAUAUACCUAUUAAGUGCCAUUAUUAACUUGACAGAUAAGCGGGCAACAUUCGCAAAUUAGAGGACAUUGAAGAAAUCUGCAGAACUCGACAAAAGUCCUUUAGGAUUUGAGCAUUAUAUAUGGUAUGCGAAAAAGUGCACAGGGUUGGUAAACUUCGGUAAAUUACGGAGUUUCUACUCUGGAAAUGAAAUAAAAGUGCGAGCGUUAAUGUGUAUGGUGGGCGACGUAUCUCUUGAAAUGCUAACUCAAAUUCUAACACGUAUUUUCAAUUAGAAAGUAUUACCUAGAUGGGAUCGUAAGACUGAUUGUCGUGUAGUACAAUACCAAGAUAUAUCAGUCAUCCCCAGAGGUCCGCUAUUGAAUCUGCGUCUUAAUGGCCACCAGCAAAGACCGCACCAAAAAAUGACUGCUUAAAUAUCACGAUCUUUCAUUAACUUUGGAUGUCUUCGUAAACCCAAAGAUACUCUAAAAAUAUGCACAAAACUGUGUUCGUAUGCAUUUUGUAGAAAAUCAAGUCUUCUUUGAAUUUCAUACUUAAGAAGCGUGUCUUGAAGAGUCAAAAGGGUUUUCAGUCCCGGAAUAAUUUUGAGCCAGCGUGUAAGGUUUCGAAAAUACAAACUAUCCACUUUUUAUUUAAGAACGAUCAUAUACUUCUUUAUGAUAAUAAGAAGGUCCAAUACGUGUCUUAUGAGAUGUUGCAAUUGAUACGAGCAAAGUUGUAUACUUCACAUGGAACAUUUAUAAACAGAUGGGUGCAAUGUUAUUUAACUGAACGCUUCCCCGUCAUAUAAAAUCUCUUAUUUAAAAACUUUUAAAGUCGGGAAUACAGUGUCGCAACACUUAGAAUUGUCUAUUCCCCCACCAGCCUGUCUUACGGGCGGACUACUACUACUACUACUUCUACUGCUACUACUACUACCACUACUACUACUACAACUACUACUACUACUACUACUACUACUACUACUACUACUACUACUACUACUACUACUACUACUACUACUACUACCACCACUGCUACUACUGCUACUACUACCACUUCUACCGCUGUUACUACUAA